AUGAUCGGGCAUCUCCACACAUAUGACAUCACAUACACCAUCUCUCUCUUGGAAGUACACAACCCAACACAAUACCAUUUCAGUCCACCAAAAAUGUCGUCGAAAACAGCCUAUGAAGAUUUUCAGAGUGAGCCCCAGGAUCCCCUGCUCUGUGACGCGCUAAAAAUGUCACUCACCACGGCUCAGGCCUGGACUCAAAUCGGUGGCAUUUCGGCUGCAGAUGAUAUCGCCACACAUGUUCUCGAUGGCUCUCUGGACGAGGCGAGUACUCUCAAUCUGGCCGCAACGGUGUCCAAUGGAUACUUUUUGCUGCGACAAUACAUCACAUCAGCUACCAAAGCCCCUAAAUUGGUUAACUGGGCCACAACAACAUAUCCCGACACUGACGAACGAGGAAAGAUGAUAUGCCGACGAAUCCUCUUUCUGUGUUCGUCGGAGCGUAUUGAGGGCUUGAAUGUCGCCACCCUUGCCAAAGGCCUGGAACUGGGACUCACAGAUCUGCAGGAUCAGCUGGAGAAGAAGAAACAGGACAAGAACCUGCUUCUACAGCAUCUGAGAGAAAUCCUGUCGGGAUUUGUCUGUCUCAUUACAGUCUACAAGACAGUUCGAGAGGACCAGGAGAAACAGACAAGUGAAACUCUGAAACAGAUUGUGCCUCAUGUGCUCACUCUAGCCACUCAAAACCCAGAGCUUCUGUACCCCUGUAUCCCCAUUAUCAGUUGUCGUCCUGAUGUCGCAGUGGAGUCGCAGAAGCUGUUUGUGACGUAUCUGGAGACGUUGGAGGUGCAACUCAAGCAGGUUUUGUGUGCCACCUAUCCAGACAUCACUGCCUUGGCUCAGCUACUCUAUGGACUUGCUCCUCUGGUCCCUAUCGUCACAACUGUCGAUGGCGCAGAACCAGCCAGAGAGAUCCUCUGUAGAGUUUUCUUGCCAUCUGACGAAGACCGAAAGGAGGCCAUUGGAAAGACCAAGAGUAUUCCCAGCCGACUUCUCAAGGUGACAGAGGAGCCCGAGUUCCAGGACUGCAAGUUUCUGGUCAACGAGGCCCAAUGGGUGCUGUGUGAAGAGAACAAGGACAAGUUCACAGAUGCCAUUGGCUUCGGCUAUGCUGCGGGUUACCUUACUGGAUUCGCCGCCUCUUCUGCCUCCACUGGACCUGCAUCUAACUCUGGUUUUGGCUAUGAUAAAGUCACAGGACAGAAGCUGACACCUGAACUGCAAGAGCUGAAGAAGCUACAGGAACAAAUCAGCGCAAUGAGCCCUGAAGAGAAGGAACGGGAGGCCGAAAAACUCAUGUACCUUUUUAACCGAAUGAAGGAGUUGGGAAUUGUCAACUUUGAUCAUCCCAUGCGAGCUGCCCAGGAGAGUGGUCGUUUCGAGGAGCUGGAUUAA
Yarrowia lipolytica CLIB122 is the source of this 1392-nucleotide messenger RNA. RefSeq lists its product as uncharacterized. Gene Ontology annotation, biological process: G protein-coupled receptor signaling pathway. Gene Ontology annotation, molecular function: G-protein alpha-subunit binding; guanyl-nucleotide exchange factor activity. The record is from RefSeq and is a predicted model, not a curated record. Gene Ontology annotation, cellular component: cytoplasm. NCBI's taxonomy places the organism in Eukaryota, Fungi, Ascomycota, Dipodascomycetes, Dipodascales.